Molecule: messenger RNA, 1236 nt
Organism: Penicillium antarcticum
Lineage: Eukaryota; Fungi; Ascomycota; Eurotiomycetes; Eurotiales; Aspergillaceae
Product: FAD-dependent oxidoreductase
Exons: 3
Coding region: 1-1236 (411 amino acids)
Cellular component (GO): mitochondrion
Molecular function (GO): oxidoreductase activity
Source: RefSeq, a predicted model, not a curated record
AUGUGGUCGGGAGAGAGUAACUACCAGUACAGCAAUGAUCACUGCUUCAAACAUCCAUACUAUAACUUAUUCCUUCAACGACUGACCCCCGACUCUCCCGAAUCCAACCUUGUAGCGUCUUAUCUGAUGAAGCCCUUCCGCCUGUGCUCAUCUAUCCCGCGGCUACCCAUCACAUCCACGCACAUUGCGCGGACUAACCAACUACGGUCGAUUUCAAACACCAACCGCCAAAUGAGUUCUGAAAGAGAGGAUUCGAUUCCCCACGAGCUCCGCACAGCUGCAGAGCCCCGACAAAACAGACUCCAUACUGUGCGGCUAUCGCACAUCGAGCAGGUCAAUCCCUCCGUGCGAUUACUGCAGUUCGCUCUGCCCACCCAAGAGAAUAAUAACAACGCCCAGCAAUCAUUUAAUUUUCUUCCGGGCCAAUGGCUGGAUGUUCACAUCCCAUCCAUCGCCAAAGCGGGUGGAUUUACCAUCACGUCCACCCCAGCAGAUGCACAAGUACUGCCAUCACCCGAGGCAUCCACAGCUCCAGCUGAGGAACCCCUAGCCUCGUCAAUAAAUUUCCAAGGCAGGCCCCCGUACGUAGAAUUAGCCGUGCAAGAUUCGCCAGGAAAUCCGGCUGCCGCAUGGCUAUGGAGACCGAAAGAGGACAUCCUCGGUAAGGAACUGAGUAUCCGUGUAGGCGGGAGCUUUACCUGGCCGCCUACUGGGGUGGACAGUAAAGAUGUGAAAAAUGGUGUCUUUAUUGCUGGCGGUGUUGGUAUCAACCCACUAAUCUCGAUCAUCUCCCACCUAAACAAUAACGACCCAAACACAAUAUGUCCAUCUAAGAUUCAUAUCCUAUACUCAACAAGGUUACCAAAAGGCCACGAGAAUCUCUCGCUGGAAGAAAAGCUAGAGCAGAUUCUCUUUCUGCCUCGUCUACGCCAGAUCAUGAAGUCCCAGAUUCAGUCCCGGCGAACUGAAAUUCAUUUGGAUCUUUUUUUGACCGACCUUACUGCGGUAUCCGAUCAGUUUGGGCUUGAAGAAGCUGGUCUUUCGGUUCACACAGGGCGGAUCACUGAGACUUAUUUGCAUGAGGUAGCUGUGGGUGCAAGUGAGAGAAAUGAUUUGAGAGAUACGGUUUGCUAUGUCUGUGGACCGCCUGCUAUGACCGAUGCAAUGGUUGAUGUAUUGGGCAGGAUGCUUGGAGAGGGUGGGAAGAAGAGGAUAUUCUUUGAGAAGUGGUGGUGA